Messenger RNA from Epinephelus fuscoguttatus (brown-marbled grouper), 1761 nucleotides. It is a transcript of the gene lg10h19orf25, whose product is annotated as linkage group 10 C19orf25 homolog. Lineage: Eukaryota; Metazoa; Chordata; Actinopteri; Perciformes; Serranidae. The transcript is spliced from 3 exons. The record is from RefSeq and is a predicted model, not a curated record. Bases 301 to 672 code for a protein of 123 amino acids.
GUCACAGUGCAGCGCGUCCUCCUCCAGCAGCUUGGGCCUGUCUGUGUGUGACAGACAGUUUUUAUAUUUUCAGAAGGAUUUGGUGGGAUUUCGGUGCAUCAGUCCGGUGUCAGCUUGCAGGAGACAGUCUGUAUCAGCGCUGAGACUCACCGGCUGUCAUUCAGCGAGACGGCCGAGCACUGGUGAGCGCCGACAGGCUGUCAUCCCUCUGGUUUGUUCCACUGACGUGCCGAAUUCCGUUUAGCAGUUUCGGAAGUUAAAGAGUACCUGCUUAUAGUGAGAAGUCUGUGACUGAACUCGAUGAUGUUUGUGUCCGGAUGCAGGAGGUGGAGCAGAGUCUGCAGCAGAAUGAAUAUUGGUUCUAAGAAUAAGAAGCGGGUGGUGCUGCCGAGCCGUCCUGAACCCCCCACUGUGGAGCAGAUCCUGGAGGACAUCAACAGAGCCGCUCCCAGCGACCCGGUCUUUAGCAUCCUGGAGAGGACUGGACAAGACUCGUCCCGGCUGUCAGACAGUGAUGUGGACUUGCGGUUCCAGCAGUGUCGUCAGUACCUGGAUCUGAAUGAGCGGCUGCAGGAGGCUCGAGGUCGGCUGCUGCAGCAGAGGGAGGAGCUGCGUGCGGCGGGGGAGCAGCUGCAGAGCAACGUGGCGGAGGUCAAAGGUCAAACACUCUGACUCUGUACUCUCCUCUGGCACAGACUGUUUCAGUGAAUCAGGUCAAACCUGCCCAACUGCCCAUGAGCCAGACACUGAAGGUGCCUCAGUGUUGGCUGACCUCUGACCUCUGACCCCACAGCUGCAGAGUGUGUGUGUGUGUGUGUGUAUCAACUGUACAGAGAACAGUGAAUGAUGAGGCCGACAUCUCGACUGACUCAUUACUUUUUCAGUAAAUCAUAGAAUAAACAAAAUAUCAACAUAAAUGAAUAAUAACCAGAAAACGAAUGAUGUCAAAAUAAAUAUUUUUCCUGGACAUCAGUCAGUAAAAACUGUCAAGCUGAAAACACAUCGGCACCACUGCAGCACAGUGCGUCAUGUGACGUGUGUCAAAUGUCGCCCCAAACACACACACUGCACAUGUCGCACUGCAGCUUGUCAACAAACGACCACACAAAGUUAUCUGAACUUCCUGCGCCUCUGCGAUAGAUUAAAAUCAUGUGUGGACAGCUGCUAAUUAAAGUUGACUUCACACCUGAAGAGCUGAUCUUCAGAGCUGUGACUCAGCAGGAAGUAUCUUCUUGGACCUUGCCUUUAUAAUGACAGGAUUGUGGGUUGUUUAUCUUGGGAUAUUUCUCAACCUCAACAACGAGUCUCUCCUCAUCCGUUCUUCAUCACACACCAGACACAUCAACAGAGUGCUCUUUAUACAUCCAUGGUGAGGAGAGGAGUCGAGCUGCUACAGGAGCUGGUCUGUACCAGCAGAGAGCGAGUGAAGGAAAUUAAUUUAAUUCAGGGGGCGGCAAGGCUGGAAAUAGGACAGUGGUGUGAGGUUCUGUGGGGUGGCGUGAAGUUCAGCACUGACAUGUCAAGCUGCCACCGGUGUGGAGUUGUACACUGAAAAUAACUGGGGCGUGUAUUUUGACACGUCGUUCAGCGUUGGUGUGUUUUGGCCUUUAAAUCACUCAUUCAUCAGAGUUUUGGUCGAAUCAUGUUCUACAAAAAAAACCUUUCACAGUUAUAAGACACCAACACACUAAUUUUGUUUCUGGGGUGAAACAUUGUUUUUAAAGGAUUUAUAUGUAUGAAAUAAACAUGAUUUAUAAAAUA